This is a messenger RNA of Otolemur garnettii (small-eared galago), 1841 nucleotides long. It is a transcript of the gene PDHX, whose product is annotated as pyruvate dehydrogenase complex component X. The transcript has 11 exons. Gene Ontology annotation, molecular function: acyltransferase activity. Gene Ontology annotation, cellular component: pyruvate dehydrogenase complex; mitochondrion. The record is from RefSeq and is a predicted model, not a curated record. Bases 5 to 1510 code for a protein of 501 amino acids. NCBI's taxonomy places the organism in Eukaryota, Metazoa, Chordata, Mammalia, Primates, Galagidae. Gene Ontology annotation, biological process: pyruvate decarboxylation to acetyl-CoA.
GAAGAUGGCGGCCUCCUGGAGGCUAGGCUGUGACCCGCGGCUGUUACGCUGCCUCCUCGGCUUCGCGGGCCGCCGAAGCGUAGGGCUGGUUAAGGGGACUGCUGAAUGGUCUGUCGGCCGCGCAGUUAGUUGGAGAUGGCUUCACAGCACGCGGUGGCUUCGGGUUGACCCCAUUAAGAUACUAAUGCCGUCACUAUCUCCUACAAUGGAAGAAGGAAACAUUGUGAAGUGGCUGAAAAAGGAAGGUGAAGCUGUCAGUGCUGGUGAUGCGUUAUGUGAAAUUGAGACUGACAAAGCUGUGGUGACCUUAGAUGCAAGCGAUGAUGGUGUCUUGGCCAAAAUAGUGGUUGAAGAAGGAAGUAAAAAUAUACGACUAGGUUCGCUAAUUGGUUUGAUGGUUCAAGAAGGAGAAGAUUGGAAAAAUGUUGAAAUUCCCAAAGAUGUAGGUCCUCCAUCACCGGCUCCAAAACCAUCAGUGCCGGGCCCCGUAGCAGAGCCACAGAUUUCUAUCCCUGUCAAGAAGGAACACAUGCCUGGGAUACCACUGUUCCGUUUAAGUCCAGCUGCCCGCAAUAUUCUGGAAAAACACGCACUGGAUGCCAGCCAGGGCACAGCUACUGGCCCUCGGGGGAUAUUCACCAAAGAGGAUGCUCUCAAACUGGUCCAGUUGAAACAGGCAGGCAAGAUCACUGAGUCCAGACCUGCUGCAGCCCCUGUAGCCACUCCCACAGCACCUUCACCUCCACAGGCCGCAGCUGGGCCAUCGUAUCCCCGGCCAAUGAUCCCACCAGUAUCAGUUCCGGGACAACCUAAUGCCGUGGGCACAUUCACUGAAAUCCCUGCUAGCAAUAUUCGAAGAGUUAUUGCCAAGAGGUUAACUGAAUCUAAAAGUACUGUACCUCAUGCAUAUGCUACUGCUGACUGUGACCUUGGAGCUGUUUUAAAAGUUAGAAAAGAUCUGGUCAAAGAUGACAUUAAAGUAUCAGUAAAUGAUUUUAUCAUCAAAGCAGCAGCCGUUACCCUCAAACAAAUGCCAGAUGUUAACGUAAGCUGGGAUGGAGAGGGCCCCAAGCAGCUGCCCUUUAUUGAUAUUUCAGUGGCUGUGGCAACAGAUAAAGGUUUAAUUACCCCAAUCAUAAAAGAUGCGGCUUCCAAGGGUAUACAGGAAAUUGCUGACUCUGUAAAGGUACUCUCAAAGAAAGCAAGAGAUGGAAAAUUAUUACCUGAGGAAUAUCAAGGAGGAUCUUUUAGUAUUUCCAAUCUGGGGAUGUUUGGCAUCGAUGAAUUCACUGCCGUAAUCAACCCACCUCAGGCCUGCAUCUUGGCUGUUGGGAGAUUUCGACCUGUGCUGAAGCUCACCGAGGACGAAGAGGGGAAUGCCAAACUGGGGCAGCACCAGCUUAUAACAGUCACAAUGUCAAGUGACAGUCGCGUGGUCGACGAUGAACUGGCAACCAGGUUUCUUGAAACUUUUAAAGCAAACCUAGAGAAUCCUAUCCGACUUGCCUAGUCCUCAAAGAUGAGAAGUUGGUCUUUAGCUUAUUUAACUCAAUAGCUGUUACCAAGAAGUGUACGUUACAGGGAAACAGCUAGGUAUUUAAGUAUAAAGGGGGGUGAAAUGUUCUUUUAUUUAAAGUGCGAGCAUUUGGCCCAAGUUGUCUUCAUUUUAAGUUUUGGUUUAAUGUUCUAGGAAUAAAUGGUAAUAAACUAAUAAAAGAAAGAACAUUUGGUUAGUCAGAUUUUUUUUAACCUUUGGUGCUUUACAAAAGGGGGGAUUAAAAACUAGAUAUACGGGCUGGGCGUGGUGGUUCACGCCUGUAAUCCUAGCACUGUGGGAGGCC